UUACGCGUGCAAACCAAAAGGACGGUUAGUGCGAUUUUCACGCGCAAACCAAUCGCGUCGCAUGUAGAAUUUUGAAAAUUUUCAUAAGAAGAACACACGGUUUAGGACGAAUUUUGAAAAUAAAAAAAAUUACACGGACAAAAUUAUGUAUAUUAGUGAUAAUAACAAAAACCAGUUUUAGUGACUAUAUUAUUACAAGUAUAAGUAUAUAAAAUUUAAUAUACGGAUUCUGAUACUUUUUAUUGAUAAUUCACUCUACCUACCAGAGGGAAUAAUGAUUCGAAAAAAAACUUGAUUUGCUCUUUGAUUAAUCCGAUAUCCUACAUCUGAUAUCGGAAUGACUUAAUAAUUUUAAAAACACUGAUCGCUUCGAGGAAAUCUGAUUAAAGGAUAAAUACUUGGUUGAAUUAAGCAAUCCAACGAUUAAGCUGACAGGGGUGUGUGUCGAUCGAGAAGAUCGGCUUAUUUUUUUGGCUUCUUCAAACAUAGAAGUUUGUUUUUAUCUUACAUCAUAGUUGAGCAAGUAACGUGAUUCCAUGAUUGAGACUUAGAACAUGCGUCGUUUCCAAUAACAAAUUCCGUAAGAAAUUAGCGAAAUAAGAAGAAAUGGAUGCGGAGAAUCGAGUCGUUCUCAACGUGGGUGGCGUACGACACGAAACGUACAAAGCAACCCUUAAGAAAAUCCCGGCUACCAGACUCUCUCGUUUAACGGAAGCUCUCGUAAAUUACGAUCCUGUUCUCAACGAAUACUUCUACGACAGACACCCCGGAGUCUUUGCUCAGGUUCUUAAUUAUUACCGUACAGGAAAACUUCAUUACCCAACGGACGUGUGCGGUCCACUUUUUGAAGAGGAACUUGAAUUUUGGGGUUUGGAUUCCAAUCAGGUCGAACCGUGCUGCUGGAGCACAUACAGCAUCCAUAGGGACACUCAGGCGACUCUGGCCAUUUUGGAUAAAUUGGACGUCGAUGGAGAGAGACUGAGCGACGAGGAAAUCGCUCGGCUUUUUGGUUUCGAGGAGGCCUAUGCGCGUGGCAGUCUUUCUAAAUGGCAGCAACUUCGUCCUCGAAUUUGGGCCGUAUUUUACGAGCCCUAUUCAACUCCAUUGGCCAAAUGGAUAGCCGGCAUCUCAAUUCUCUUUAUCUGCCUAUCCGUGCUUUCGUUUUGCUUAAAAACCAGCCAAGCGUUGCGCGAAUCGGAUAACGAUAUGCAUCAGAUUGCCAGGGAGGAAGAUGUCGAAGAAACAACAAGACCUCAUCGCGUAUUUUAUUACAUCGAACACGCGUGUAACGCAUGGUUCACAAUAGAAAUUAUAUUGCGCUGUCUUGUUAGCCCAAACUUAAGACAGUUUGCUACAUCACCAGUAAAUAUAAUAGAUUUGACUGCAACUUUAAGUUUCUACACCGAAUUCUUAAUGGAGUCUAAUAUUUACUUAGAAGUAAUAUCUAUCGUUCGAGUUUUGAGACUCUUCAAGUUAACGAGACACUCACCAGGACUUCGGAUACUUAUACAUACUUUCAAAGCAUCGGCAAGGGAAUUGGGUUUGCUGGUAUUUUUUCUGAUCCUUGGUAUUGUUCUCUUUGCGAGUCUUAUUUUUCAUGCCGAACGAUUACAGGAAAAUCCAGGAAAUGAUUUCAACAGUAUUCCACAGGGUUUAUGGUGGGCUCUGGUUACCAUGACAACCGUGGGAUAUGGUGAUAUGACACCAAAAACAUUUCCGGGAAUGUUCGUUGGUGGUUUCUGCGCUCUAGCUGGAGUACUGACUAUAGCGCUUCCGGUUCCGGUAAUCGUCAGCAAUUUUUCCAUGUUCUAUUCGCACACUCAGGCGCGAAGUAAGCUUCCAAAACAAAGAAGAAGAGUUUUGCCAGCCGAGGUGCCCCGCAGGAUUCGUAGGAGCAAGCACAAUAAUAAUUUGGAAUCAGAAAUGACAUCAUCAAACCCAAGGAUCAUUACUCCGUUGACACCACGAGCAGCUACUGUAGGUUUGGAUGCCGUGUUACAACUUCAGCCACGUAUAGUGACUGCACUUCCCCAACGAAAUCAAGAUUCCUCUGUAGAUAUAAAGGAUUCAAUCGAAUUGGAAAAUAAUAAUUUCAAUAAUUUCCAAACUCAGCAGACGGACCUUGAGACAGUUAAGAUCGAAUCGAAUCAAGAUCAUCAUCCUGGCUCGGAAUUGACGCCUACGAUCUUGCAAGAAAUUUAAAAAUAUGUUGUUUUGAAUUUUCGCAAAUAAAAUAUGAAAAGAU
Molecule: messenger RNA, 2245 nt
Organism: Cephus cinctus (wheat stem sawfly)
Lineage: Eukaryota; Metazoa; Arthropoda; Insecta; Hymenoptera; Cephidae
Product: potassium voltage-gated channel protein Shaw
Exons: 5
Coding region: 607-2202 (531 amino acids)
Biological process (GO): potassium ion transmembrane transport; protein homooligomerization
Cellular component (GO): dendrite membrane; voltage-gated potassium channel complex; axon
Molecular function (GO): protein binding; delayed rectifier potassium channel activity
Source: RefSeq, a predicted model, not a curated record